Molecule: messenger RNA, 2513 nt
Organism: Spodoptera litura
Lineage: Eukaryota; Metazoa; Arthropoda; Insecta; Lepidoptera; Noctuidae
Gene: NGR-A15
Product: neuropeptide receptor A15
Biological process (GO): G protein-coupled receptor signaling pathway
Cellular component (GO): plasma membrane
Molecular function (GO): neuropeptide receptor activity
Source: RefSeq, a predicted model, not a curated record
CGGGUGUCGGACCGACGGCGCGACGCGCGUCCUUACAAAGUUCUCGCGAACAUCACAUCAUACGAAAAAUUCAAAAGUACCUAUUCUCUUUUCAAAAUACUGUCAUUCAUUGAGUGUAUUAUUUUUUUUUAUUUGACUUUGUUGUGGUGAAAAGUGACUAAUAACGUUUUUUGGAAUAAAACCGUUUUAGUUAACUUUAAAAACUUUUCUUUUUUUAUUACUCUAAAUUUGAACUUGUAUUAGUUUUUCCCGCGUAAUUAUGAGUGUCAGUUACAAAUGAUUGUUACAAAAAGUUAGUAACCAAUUAAAUAGUGUUUUUAAAAUUAUAAUAAAAUGGUGACUGUGCUAGUGUGAGUGUUAGCAAAGUUUUUCAUGAGCAACUUUUAAAGUUAAUAAACACAACGGUGGAUUUAUUAUAGUUUAUUCUGAUUGGCUGAAAUAAAUAAUAUGCACAAUGGAGGAUUACAACGUGACUUACGAAUCAAUGGACGACAUGUUGAAUCAGUCAGAGAGUUACUACCAACCGUACUAUGAGAGGCCAGAGACGUACAUAGUACCGUUAAUAUUCGCACUUAUAUUCGUCAUUGGGGUGGUCGGAAAUGGGACCCUAGUGGCCGUAUUCGUUCGACAUAAAGCUAUGAGGAAUGUGCCUAAUACGUACAUCCUCUCGCUAGCAUUGGCAGAUCUUCUGGUAAUCAUCACAUGUGUGCCGUUCACCUCCAUUGUAUACACUGUGGAGUCGUGGCCUUGGGGAGCCACAGUCUGUCGCGUCUCAGAAGCUGCGAAAGAUGUCAGCAUUGGAGUAUCAGUGUUCACACUGACUGCUUUGUCAGCUGACAGAUACUUCGCUAUUGUUGAUCCGUUGAGGAAGCUACAUGCCACAGGCGGCAGUAAGCGAGCCACUCGACUGACAGUAGCCACAGCCAUUGGCAUAUGGCUACUUGCAGCCCUACUAGCGACCCCCGCGUACGUCGGCUCGUACGUGCGCGCGUUUGUCGUCAACCCCACUACACAGUUUUUAGUAUGUUACCCAUACCCAAUGGAGUGGGGUGAGGGUUACCCUCGAGGGAUUGUCCUGAUGCGGUUUUUGGUGUACUACUCCUUGCCGCUGGCUGUCAUAGCUCUGUUUUACAUCCUGAUGGCGAGGCACCUGGUCCUUAGCACACAGAACGUACCUGGUGAAAUGCAGGGAACCCAGAGACAGAUGCGAGCACGAAGAAAGGUUGCAGUCACAGUGUUAGCCUUCGUCUUAGUCUUCGCUGCAUGCUUUUUACCUUCACAUGUGUUCAUGAUGUGGUUUUACUACUGCCCAACGGCGCAGGAAGACUACAAUGGCUGGUGGCAUGCACUAAGGAUCAUCGGCUUCUGUCUAUCCUUCCUCAACAGCUGCGUGAACCCAAUAGCCUUGUACUGUACCAGUGGUAUCUUUAGGAAACAUUUUAACAGGUAUCUCCUAUGCCGAAGCAGUUCUACGCACGGUCCAAGAGGUUCCUUGUCUCUAUCGACAUCAAGAAGACUGCACUCGAGCAGAAAAACCAACAUCAGCAUGGUGCCAAGAACAACAAGCGUUGGCCGCGAGAGCAGCAUCAGGCUCCUGAACAAUGGAUCCUCAAAACUCUGAGGAAGGAGUCGUGGCCUAAGGUCCACGGCUAACAACAACCAGGAGAGGUCCAAAGAGAACUAUAGCAAAUCUUUUGUCUAUAAAACGGACGGCUUAGCACCAUUCCCAAAGUGUUGUGAAAACGAAAACGGUGUUAAACUUCUAGAAACUAAUUUUGAUGGCAAAGAUGUCAGUAGCACUGAAAGCUUCUUCUUGCCUGUCGAUAAUUUUCGUUCGUGUUAGUCUGAAUUAGGUCUUGAAAACGUAAUGAGAUAGUUCAAUAUUGAUUAAUCUUGUGUAAACGAAACUGUGUCCUUGAAAAAUUCUAUGUGAUGAUGAUUCGUAGAACUAUUGAAUGUGAUUUUUUGCAUGCUGUGGCAUUGUUUGCUUACGUUAAUGUAAAAGAUAUUGAAAAUAACAACUUAAUACCUAAAUUCCAAGUACAGGGCAGAUAUUAUGUAAUCUGUAAAUUAGACUCCAAGACAUUCUUCCUUUUUCAAAACUUAUUAAUUAGCCUUUUUCCUGAGAAGAUUUAAACGAAAUCCGCUAGGGGAAGCACCGGUGGAUUUUUUUACGGUACAUGUUUUGAAUGCUGUAUUGACAUCAACAUCAAACAUACGUUUUAUUACUAUCAGAAUAAAUAAAUAUUGUGAUAACAAAAACUUGGCACUCCGAAAGAAAGAGAGGAAACGAAGUUUCGGUCUAUCUUAAAAUAGUACCGUAGUUAAGAAGUUAUGAGCGAGAAAGAGAAAGCACUAGACCGAAAGCAUAGGCCAUCUCUCUCACUCUUUUCAAACCAGAAAAUUACUGCAGAUUAUACGCGUACGACAUGUCCAUUAGUAGAUAUAUUAUGUCGAUGUGUACCCCCACCGGUGGUGCCCCUAGCGAUUUUUUUUUAAUCUCCCCAGGAAAA